CAAUUCUCAAAGACAUUAUAAAAGCUUGAUUUACCAUAGAUUCGUAAUCAUAUUAAACCUAAGCAAUAAAGCAAGAAUAUCAUCAACUUUUAAAAGCAGGGAAUUAUCUUAAGGCGCGCAGCAAUGACGUUUAAAAAUAGUGAAAUCCUUUUGACCCAUUGUUUCUUUCUGCUGUUCUUAGCCACCGCACAGGCGGUGGCGCGGAAAGAGCUCCAAGAAGCUUCUCCUCCGCCAGCGGCAAGUGCAGCUGAAAUGCUCGAUUAUCCAGAAGAUCCGACUGCCGUGAUUGUUAUAGCCUACGCGAGCAGCGUCACCAUCCCCGCAAUCGCCUCCAUCCUCUUCAUGAAGAAAUUCAUCGAUUUCCAAGCAGUAAUCCUUGUUUGCGGGAUGUGUCCCUGGGUUUCCAAUGAGGCCGUUCGAUCUCACAGCGCCAUGUUUCUACUCAUCCAAAUAGCGCUCAAUUUCACCGGAUUUUGCUGCUGGAUCUUUUCAUGCGUCAGAAAUGCGAGGCUGAAAAAUGGGCGGUCGUCUUCGGAGGUGGCGUUUGAAACGGGGGCUUGGUUUUAUGCGCUGGGGUUGAGCGGCAUUGAGAUCGCGCUGAGGCUGUUGCUCCGUGACAGGAAGUUUCAUAAGGUGGCUUCUUGGUACCCGGCUGCUAUGUCUCUGCUUUUGUUUGUGGGCAAUUAUUGGAGUAGAGGCAGGGCAAUGAAAAGCUCUGCUAAAGUCUGAUGAUCUUUUGAGAAAU
This is a messenger RNA of Cuscuta europaea, 745 nucleotides long. NCBI's taxonomy places the organism in Eukaryota, Viridiplantae, Streptophyta, Magnoliopsida, Solanales, Convolvulaceae. The record is from the annotation of a GenBank genome assembly.